UGAGGUCGUGUGAGUGAGUACAACCAAAGACUAUUGAAAACCAUAAUAAACUAUAAUUCAGUUUAGCCAGAGUUCAUAAUAACAUCUCUGAUUUAUGUUCCUUUAUGCCUUUAUUAGUAAAUCUCGCAAGUUAAUAUUGAAAAGUGCAUAAAGAUUCAAUGUAUACCAAAAAUUGCGUGCGCUCGCGCUGUUGUACUCAUGCACUAGACAUCAGGCAUGAAACAAAUUGUAGUUGCUAUAGCGACGCGUGUUAUGAUAUGAUUUCUGCAUACAGUAUAUAAACACUCAAAGCCAUCAAUAUCUGCUGGUUGAGAGACGAGGCGACUUCAGAGACUUUUGGAGAAUAUUUAUGUGCUGAGAUUGUGAUUUUCGACGGAGAGGAGACUUUUAUUUUAGGAGAUCGGAGGAUUUUUCUUUGAGUAGAGUUUUAUUUUCGAAGGAUUUCUGAUUAUUCUGAGGAAAGUUUUAUUGUUCUCUUCUUUCUUUCUUUCUUUCUUUCUUUCUUUCUUUCUUUAAUUAAUUAAUUACAUUUUUAUUUAUUUAUUGUUUUUAUUGGAGUUUGGAGGAGACUGUCAAUGGCUCAUACUGGUGAAAAACGAGCCUCAGGCCGCUCCAGAUCCAGGAGUGCUGCUUUCUCCCAAGCGGCUGCUCAGGAGGUUGGGAGACGCGGCUCUGGUGACGGCGCUCAGGAACCACUGCCAAACCCAAACCAGCCACUGAACCAAGAGCUGCCUGGAUACAUCGUACCUCUGCCUUCAGAGUUGGCCGUUUCUGUGUCCACAGAUCAGGCUCACAGGAAGAGGAAGUGGCAGAGCGGCAGCCAGGAGGAUAAGCGUCCGUCCCCCUCAUACAGAAGACCUGCCAAACGCUCCCGCAGAGAAGCGUAUGUGAAGGGCCCUUUGCUGGGCCGAGGCGGAUUCGGCCCUGUGUAUGCUGGGACCCGCAGGUCUGAUGGACUGCCAGUUGCCAUCAAGUACGUCUCUAAAAGAGGAACACAGAGACUGAGAGUUGAAGGUCAGGGUCGGCUGCCGCUGGAGGUGGCGUUGAUGACCCUGGUCAAUUCGACUCCUGCCUGCCCCAACGUCCUGCAGCUACUGGAGUGGUUUGACCGUCCCGGACGCUACACCAUGAUCCUGGAGUGCCCGCUUCCUUGCCAAGAUCUGGAGAGUUUCUGUGAGGAGAACGGACGCCUGGAUGAGAGUCUGGCCAAGAAAGUGCUGCUGCAGCUGAUCACGGCGCUGAAACACUGCGAGAGCCGCGGAGUCCUGCACCGGGACGUCAAACCAGAGAACCUGCUGAUCUCCACAGAGUCACAUGACAUCAAGCUGCUGGACUUCGGCUGUGGAGAUCUGCUGAAAGACUCGGCCUACAAACACUUUGCAGGCACUCUUCAGUACGCCCCUCCUGAGUGGUUUCGCAGCACCGCCAUCAUGCAGGACCUGCUACGGUUUGGUCAGUGGGGUGAUGCUCACAACAUCCUGUGCGGCUGUUUCCUUCAGAGGCGCAUUGAGGGUCACCUACAAAACAGACUGCACUUCCCUAGAGUGCUGUCAACAGGCAAGAGACAGAAAUCACGUCCAGAUCCAGGUGAAGCAUGUGGUUUUGUGUUCCUGAACACUGUGUUGUGUGUAACAGAGUGCCGUCAGCUGAUUCGCUGGUGCCUCAGUGCAGCGGCAUCAGAUCGGCCCAGUUUAGACGACAUUGAGCGCCACCCCUGGUUAUACUGAGCAGGUGGCCAGUGACGCACACUUAUCUGACUCAGCAGUCAUGGCUGGAUUGUCUUGUUAGGAUCAGACUAGAUAAAUGCUUCUGAUUGUUUGUAUAGGGUGAGCAGGAGUGACACAGGAAGUGCAGAGAACAGCUUCCUGAUCACCUACAGAAAGAGCAGAGGAUCAUGGACUAAUGGCCGCCACACAAUGAAGGGUUUUGAUCCUCUGCUCCAGUCUGUGAGGGGCUCUGUGUGCAUGCUGGAGGAGUCUGAACACACAGCGCCAGCUGAAACCGCAGCCCGACGGGCCAGAGAUCAAUAUGUGUAGUUUCUCCACAAUUACAGUAGAGAAAUGCGAGAAAAGUGUAAAUAAGCAGAACAGAAUCAGAAAGAGACUGGGGCAGGGUGUUAACUAGCAUAACGUAUUAAUGUGAAAAAAGGCCACCUGGCGUUAGACACAGAAUGUAAGUCACCAAAAAACUAAAGACAUUUUUUUUUUUCAUCAGAAUGUUCAUUUAAACAAAUAAUAUUUUAUUUUAUCAGACCAAACUCAAACUCAAAUAACAGCAAACAUAAUAGAAACUCUUCUAAAUCAUUGAACAUUUAACUCUACCAAACAAAAUUACACAUUAAAAACAAUUAAUUUAAACAUUUACUCUCUUAAUGCAGUCCCAUGUAAAGCAUGCUGGGAAUUACUGAUCUACUCCCCAGUUAGUUAUGUUAGCAAAGUAAUUCAUGUAGUCCCCUUACAAAAUAGAAAUGUUGAAAUUUUACAAAUUGAAAUGUAUUGAAUAUAAUUAAAUAAAAUUGUGACAAAAUGUUCAAGAAUUGUUUUGCUUUGGCUCAUUUUAACAAAGUAACAUGAACAAGCAGGCAGAAUAUUCUUUUGAGUGUGUAUGGUGAAAGUCACCGUACUGCAGAUGCCCUAGAGCAGCACUCAUAAGGCAACCCCUGCCCUAGAGCCAUUAACAUAAUUGAUUACAUGAUUACAUUUUUACACAAUAACAAUAAAUUAUUCAUAAUUUAUUGAUUCUCCCUGAAUCUUCUUUUUUAUCUUUUGAAUUUAUCUUUCUAAAAAUAGCAUACUGCUUAUAUACAGUAUCUCACAGAAGUGAG
Messenger RNA from Onychostoma macrolepis, 2824 nucleotides. RefSeq names its product serine/threonine-protein kinase pim-3-like. Gene Ontology annotation, cellular component: cytoplasm. Gene Ontology annotation, molecular function: ATP binding; protein serine/threonine kinase activity. The coding region runs from base 576 to 1727 and encodes 383 amino acids. Lineage: Eukaryota; Metazoa; Chordata; Actinopteri; Cypriniformes; Cyprinidae. Gene Ontology annotation, biological process: negative regulation of apoptotic process; protein autophosphorylation; regulation of mitotic cell cycle. The transcript is spliced from 6 exons. The record is from RefSeq and is a predicted model, not a curated record.